AUGGAUCAAUAUUUAAGAAACGUAAAUUAUGGUAUUUAUUUUACUGUCAAGUCGAAGAAAUACAUUGAACCGCCUGUAUGUGAAUAUAGUGGUUAUAAUUUAAAUAGUAAUAUACCAAUACAUGCUGUGGCUUGCUCUCUGGAGAAAAUGCGAACUGAGAUAAUAACAGAGACGAAAGAAGAAAUACCAAAGACAUUAGUGUCACAAAGUGCUCCCAGAAAGUAUGAAUUAGUGUACCGCAAUCUGAUAACAUUCGGUUACUGGCAUGUCGCAGCUAUUUACGGGUUAUACUUGUGUUUCGCGGAAGCAAAAUGGAAAACUAUAGUAUUCGAUUUAGUCCUAUUUAUGGUGGCAGAAGUAGGAAUCACAGCCGGUGCGCAUCGGCUUUGGGCACACAAGACAUAUAAAGCCAGGCUGCCAUUAGAGAUUCUACUGAUGUGCAUGAACUCUAUCGCUUUCCAAAAUACUGUAAUCGACUGGGUUAGAGAUCAUCGUCUUCAUCACAAAUAUAGCGAUACUGAUGCUGAUCCACAUAACGCGAGUCGAGGAUUCUUUUACUCUCAUGUUGGAUGGCUCCUUGUAAAGAAACACCCCGAGGUUAAGAAGAGAGGAAAAACCCUUGAAAUGUUCGAUAUAUAUAACAACCCAGUGCUUAAGUUCCAGAAGAAGUUUGCUGUACCUUUUAUAGGUAUGAUGUGCUUUGGUCUACCGACACUGAUACCUGUAUUUUUCUGGGCGGAGAGCUGGUCUAAUGCCUGGCACAUUAACAUGCUUCGAUAUGUCACAAACCUUAACGUGACAUUUAUGGUCAACAGCGUUGCUCACAUCUGGGGCAAUAAACCUUAUGAUAGACUUAUUUUACCAGCACAAAAUCAAAUGGUAUCACUUGCAACAUUUGGAGAAGGUUUCCACAAUUUUCACCACGUCUUUCCAUGGGAUUAUCGUACAGCUGAACUCGGGAACAACAAUUUGAACUUUACAACUAAAUUUAUAGAUUUCUUUGCAGCGAUAGGUUGGGCAUAUGAUUUAAAAUCUGUAUCUCCAGAACUUAUUCAACAAAGAGCUAAGAGAACUGGUGAUGGAACUAAUCUUUUGGGUUUGAAAGAUGUUGCUUUUAAAUAG
Molecule: messenger RNA, 1122 nt
Organism: Arctia plantaginis
Lineage: Eukaryota; Metazoa; Arthropoda; Insecta; Lepidoptera; Erebidae
Source: the annotation of a GenBank genome assembly